Messenger RNA from Lobosporangium transversale, 1114 nucleotides. Its product is annotated as ketopantoate reductase PanE/ApbA-domain-containing protein. The record is from RefSeq and is a predicted model, not a curated record. The transcript is spliced from 4 exons. Bases 103 to 1092 code for a protein of 329 amino acids. Gene Ontology annotation, biological process: pantothenate biosynthetic process. Gene Ontology annotation, molecular function: 2-dehydropantoate 2-reductase activity. Gene Ontology annotation, cellular component: cytoplasm. Lineage: Eukaryota; Fungi; Mortierellomycota; Mortierellomycetes; Mortierellales; Mortierellaceae.
GUCAAUUUUCCUCGACAUCGCUCAUUAUUAUUAUUUUUUUUGUUUUUGUUUCCUCAUUCCAUUCCCUCCAUUCUUUUCAUACACAACAUAGUCCUUAUACCAAUGAUGACUCUGGCUAAUCAACUUCGCGUUCUCACAGUUGGCACAGGUGCUAUCGGCGCAUUUUAUAGCUGGCGUCUCCAGCAAUCAGGCGGCUGUGUCGUUACUACCGUCUGUAGAUCUAAUUACGAGGUUAUUAAGGUAAAAGGGAUCAAGAUUCAAACCGCUGCUUGGGACGAAGGCCCUCAUAUCUUCAGACCCGACCAUGUGGUCAAUACUGUGCCUUGUGAGACGUUUGACUUUAUCAUGGUAUGUAUGAAGGCUUUGCCUCAAGUGUACAACAUUGCCGACAUCAUCGCCCCUGCUGUCAAUGCGUCUCCCAACGCUGCCAUUGUCCUGAUUCAGAAUGGCAUUGGAAUUGAAGACCCAAUCAAAGCACGGUUCCCUCGUAACCCUAUUUUAUCGACUAUUGCCUACAUUGGAGUCACACAAAAUGAAGCUGGUGUUGUUUUUCACUCGGGACACCUUCGGGAUUUGAUCAUUGGCCUGUUCGAGCCUGUCAAAGGUGUUGAUGCCAAAAGCGUUCUCCAGAUCUUUGGUCAGCUCUGUGAAAAGGCAGAUAUUGGUACAACUAUCACGGACGAGAUUCAAUCCUACCGUUGGCGAAAGCUCGUCUGGAGCGUCUCUAUGAAUCUUAUUUCCAUCCUCUCGGAACUCAGGACUGUAUCCAACGUCCUUGCAAGUGAGAAGUACAAACAGUUAUUAGUGACAGUCAUGGAAGAAGUCGUCGCUUUAGGCUCGGCCUUGGGUUAUGACGUACCUCCUACGUUGGUAGGCCAGAGCAUAGCUACAAGUGAAAGUUUGUUUGAAGGAUAUAAGGCCAGUUUGGUAGUGGAUUUUGAGGAAGGACGGCCAAUGGAAACCGAAGUCAUCUUUUCGAACCCAAUCAAGAUAGCAGAGAAACAUCAACUUACACAUCUAAUCCCAACUUGGUACCGAAUGCAUAAGGAGCUUUUCGAAUACUUGGCAAAGCAUCAAGCUGAAAGGAAAUAAGCAUGGAUACAAGCAAACAAGC